AUGGUUGAUUACUUGACUUGCAAGAUGACCAGCAGCAGCUCCUCGGUGUAUGGCUAUGCCACACUUCUUUUCCUUGCAUUCUUAAGUUCCAUCACUCAGAGCCAGAAACUGAUCAACACUACUAGCACUGCUGGAGGAAAACAGUGGGCCAUUUUGGUUGCUGGCUCCAAUGGUUAUGAAAAUUACAGGCAUCAGGCUGAUGUAUGCCAUGCAUACCAAAUACUGAGGAAAGGUGGAUUGAGAGAUGAAAACAUCAUCGUUUUCAUGUACGAUGACAUUGCUUUCAAUGUUGAUAACCCCAGGCCUGGCAUCAUCAUCAACAAACCUUUUGGCCAUGAUGUUUAUGCAGGAGUCCCCAAGGAUUACACCGGAGAGAACUGCACAGUUGACAACCUAUUUGCUGUACUUCUGGGAAACAAAUCUGCUCUCACUGGAGGGAGUGGCAAGGUGGUGGGUAGUGGUCCAAAUGACAAUAUUUUUAUAUAUUAUGCUGACCAUGGUGCUGCAGGCUUAGUAGGUAUGCCUACUGGGAACGACCUGUAUGCCAAAGAUCUUAUAGAAGUGUUUAAAAAGAAGCACGAAGCUAAAUCGUAUAAAAGCAUGGUAUUCUACCUUGAAGCUUGUGAGGCUGGGAGUAUGUUUGAAGGUCUUCUUCCAAGCAACUGGAGCAUAUAUGCAGUUACUGCCGCAAAUGCAGAGGAGAGUAGCUAUGGAAUAUAUUGUCCCGGAGACUAUCCUACUCCCCCUCAGAAUUUCUUACUUGCUUGGGAGAUCGAUUUACACGAUAUGAGCCAGGAAACUCUACAGCAGCAAUAUGAAGUGGUUCGAAGAAGGACAGGAUUUGACUAUGAAGACAGGUCUCAUGUCAUGCAAUAUGGAAACAUGGAGCUUAUUAAGGACCUGCUCUCUGUUUACAUGGGCACAAACCCUGCAAAUGAUAACUACACUGUCAAUAUUGGCAUUGAAGCAUACCCUUCAAUGAUCCCCAGAGCUUUUGACCAACGCGAUGCGACUCUUCUGUAUUUCUGGCACAGGUAUUCGAAAGCCCCAGAUGGAUCUGAUAAGAAGGCUGAGGCUCACAAGGACCUGCUUCGCCUACAUUCUCAUAUACGGCACGUGGACCGUAGCAUAAAUCAUAUCGCUGCAAUUCUGUUUGGGGAUGAAAAUGCUGCAAAUUUGAUGAAGUUUGUUCGACCUUCAGGGCAACCUCUUGUCGAUGACUGGGAUUGCUUGAAGGGGCUUGUGAAAGCUUACGAGAAACAGUGUGGAGCUCUAUCAUGGUAUGGAAAGAAGUAUACAAGAGUGAUAGCAAACAUGUGCAAUGGUGGGAUAGAAGUGGAGCAGAUGACUGUGGCAUCCACCAAAGCUUGCUUGAGGAAUAACUCUACUUCAGCUAGUGAUGAUGAUGGUACAAUUUGCAUCUGGGGUUUAGAUCCGAACCAGGGAGAUCGAGAAGAAUGGAAUGAAUCAUCCAUCGAUAUCACCAGCAGCAAAGAAGCAAAAAAACAUGCAAAUCCUUAA
This is a messenger RNA of Dovyalis caffra, 1521 nucleotides long. The record is from the annotation of a GenBank genome assembly. NCBI's taxonomy places the organism in Eukaryota, Viridiplantae, Streptophyta, Magnoliopsida, Malpighiales, Salicaceae.